This is a messenger RNA of Pungitius pungitius (ninespine stickleback), 5814 nucleotides long. It is a transcript of the gene tfr1b, whose product is annotated as transferrin receptor 1b. The transcript is spliced from 18 exons. Gene Ontology annotation, biological process: intracellular iron ion homeostasis; iron ion transport. NCBI's taxonomy places the organism in Eukaryota, Metazoa, Chordata, Actinopteri, Perciformes, Gasterosteidae. Gene Ontology annotation, cellular component: external side of plasma membrane. The record is from RefSeq and is a predicted model, not a curated record. Bases 1620 to 3881 code for a protein of 753 amino acids.
GUGACAAGUGUUGGGCGGGAAGGAGAGAUUCACCAUAAACCCCGCCUCCAGGGAAAUGGAAAAAUGUAGUUUUGAUCAAUUAGAUGACACGGGUGACAUAAAGUCCAACUGGCACCAUUUCCUCAUCAUAAAGUGUGAGAACAAACUUAGUUUGGUCAUGAAAGAGUUUUCCCGAUAUUCACUGGUUCCAGUAAACCGUGUAAGCCUCUUUGACACCAAUAUCAGAGCAACACAUUACAGUUUUUCUCCAUUGGUUUGGCUCAAUUCUUGAAACAGAAAUUACAUUCUCAAAGCUCUUAAUGCAUUUGGUAAAAUAGCCUAUAUGGUUCAUCACAACUACAUAGAUCACCUUCAAAAGGUCAUAUCUCACCCAAAACAGUUAACUCAAGCUUCAAAACCAAAUCAUUUUCUCAUAAAAAUAGUCAGUGCCCCCAAUUGAAAACUUCCUUCUCGAUUGCUGUGGCUCAUCUAUCUCUCGAAAAAACGACAUUCUCAAAGCUUUAAAUACAUUUGCCAAAAUAACCUAGAUGGUUUAGCAAAACACUAUGGCACACCUGCAAAAUGUCAUAUCUCUCCCAAAACAGACAACUCAUCAGUCACAACGAAUUCCUUUUCUCAUACAAACAGUCAGUGCCCCCAAAAUGAAAAGUCCUUUUGUCAUUGUUUAAACACUGCAGGUCAAAAUGUUUAGUUGUUUUGUCACUAUGGCAGAGGACCAUUGAAAUCCCACAUGUCCACCAGUCUUAGCCCAGUCCUUCAUUGACAAUGGUUACUGUACUGUUUUUUUUGUCUAGCUAACAGAAUAAAAUAGGAUUUUAGGGUAAGAUUAGCCUCCAAGGUUUGACAUCACACAUUGCACUCAUACUACCGGAAAUUGUAAUUGCAAUUAUCAUUCACAAACAUAAAAUAACUUCCAUACAUCAGAGUAAAAAGCAGCAUAAUAUACUGUAAAAUAAACACAGAAACAAAAACCAAUGUAAAUUAUAUGCAUCCUACAGUGCUGUAAAUAAAGCCGGUCAAAGAAUAGAUAAAAUAAAGUUCUAGUUUCACCUAACUGUCAAUUGUUGUAAUACUGUGAAUUUAUCAAAUGUUAUUCAUGGUAUUAUGUUCUUGAGUAAUUUUGACAAUUGAACAGACUAUUGUGCAUGUGAUGACUUAUACAAUGAAAAUACGCUGAGACGUUUUGGAGCGAAAAACAAUUAGACUGAGAAUCAACAAUCAGUUUAGAUCCACAAGAUCUAUUCACUUGGAAAUUGUGCUAAACGUAGGCUACAUGUACUUAAUCCUUUGCAAAGAUGUACUAAGACAUUGAGACAUGUACUUAGACAUUUACAAUUUAACCAAAUGAAUGAGAAAUUCAAUUCUGUAUUGAGAAAUUGCUAAGUUGUUUGGAGGUUUGUCCAUGUUGUUUUGAGAAUGUCAUUUCUGUUUCAAAAAAUGAGCCAAACCAAUGGAGAAAAACUGUAACAUAGAAAGAGAAAAUGGGGUGGGAGAUAUGUGUGAUCUCCGAUGUUUUUUAAACCCUGAAUCCACACUCUUCUCCCUUGUCACUGAGUUCUGUCUUUGUCUCCGUCUCGCCUCUUGUCCCCCUCUCAGUGUUUGGAUCAGCGGCAGCAGCAAUGGAUCGAGUGAGGUCUGCAUUCAACAGCAUGGUCAAGAGUGAGCGCUACAGCCGGUUCACUCUGCAGCCGGCCGAGGACGGAGAGAGACACGCCGAGGUCAAGCUGUCGGACGACGCGGAGGACUCGGCGGGCGGGUCGCCGAGCUUCAGGCCGCCGCCUCGGCUCCAGCGGCGGAGCACCGUCUGCUACCUGGCCCUGGGGACCCUGCUGAUAUUCGUCACCGGCUACAUGCUCGGUUACCUCAGCCACCGCAACACCCAGGCGGAGCAACGGGCCUGCGGCAGCGAGCCGGAGGCGGACGCCGGUCUGGAGGCGACGGCGGCCCCCGCCGAGGAUGAACCACAGCCGGGCGCUCAGAUGGACUGGGGGGACGUCACCCGGCUCCUCACUGAGAAACUCACCGCCCAGGCCCUUGGCAAGACUCUGAGUGACUACGAUGACCCCAGACGCUCGGCAGGGAGUGUCGAGGACACAAACCUGGCGAACCGCAUAUUUGACGACUUCAAGAAAGUGGAGAUGAAUCCCUGGACUGACAUCCACUACGUCCAGCUGCAGACGCCAGACAGCCUGCGUCCAAACCGCGUCAGUUUUGGCGCCGACGUCUUCGAGCCGACGGGGUACCUGGCCUACAGUGCUACCGGGAAAGUACAGGGCAAGCUGGUGUACGGCAACUACGGCCGGCCGCAGGAUCUGGAAGUUCUGCAGAACAAGAAGGUCGCCCUGAGGGACAGCGUGUUGCUCCUCCGAGCCGGACAGAUCAGUUUUGCGGAGCAGGUGGACAACGCCGCCACGAAGGGAGCCGCUGCUGUUCUUAUCUACCCCGACGCUCAGGAUUACAAGUACCUACAGGACACCGCCCUCUACGGCCACGUCCACCUGGGUUCCGGCGAUCCCUACACGCCCGGAUUCCCCUCCUUCAACCACACGCAGUUCCCCCCGACCAAGUCGUCCGGUCUCCCCAAAAUCCCAGCGCAGACCAUCACCGCCAAGAUGGCUUCAGCUCUUCUACAGGGAAUCGGUGGCCCCGAAUCGGAUGCCAGCAGCGGGUUUAAAGGCGGCCUGCCGGGCACUUACAGACUGGGAGGCGGGGAGAACGUCUCCGUCGAGGUCAACAACGUCCUGGUCAACAAGGAGAUCCACAACGUGUUCGGAGUCAUCAAAGGAUUUGUGGAUCCCGACGAGUACGUGGUUCUGGGGGCCCAGAGGGACGCCUGGGGCCGGGGUUACGCCAAAGCCACAGUCGGCACCUCAGUGUUGAUCGAGCUGGCCAAGGCUGUCAGCGAGAUGGUGGAGAAAGAUGGGUUCAGACCGAGGAGAAGCCUUGUGUUUGCGAGCUGGAGCGCUGGAGAGUACGGAAGUGUCGGCGCCACCGAGUGGUUGGAGGCGUAUAUGUCCUCUAUUGACAAGCGCGUCGUCACCUACAUCAGCCUGGACGGGGUCGUCAUGGGUCGCGGGAGCUUUGUGGCGUCGGCGAGUCCGCUGCUCUACAGCCUCCUGGAGAACACGAUGAAAGGGGUGAAGAGCUCCGAAGGCUCCGUGUACGAGAUGAUGGGAAGGAGUAACUGGGAGGCCAAGACAAUGAGGCCAAUGUCCAUCGACGACCCUGCAUAUCCCUUCCUGGCCUUCUCUGGAAUUCCCUCAGUCUCUUUCCACUUCAUCUCUCCGAACACUGAAGCCUACAUGUACUACGGCACUGACCUCGACCACAUGGAUCACCUGGGGUACCAAACCAACCACCGCAUCGGCGAAACGGCGGCGCUGGCGGCGCGGUUCGCCGGCCAGAUGGCUCUGCGGCUGGUCCACGACCGCCUGCUCCGCCUGGAUGUGAGCGGCUACAACGCCGUCCUCACCAAGGCCGUGGCCCAGGUCUACAGGCGCAUCAACCAGCUCGUACAGUCCGGGCAGCUGAAGGGCGUGAAUCCCACCUGGUUGAACCGCGCCCGCGGCUCCUUCCAGCGCGCCGCCAGCAGCAUCAACCGCGACGUCCGCAACAGCAACUUGGACGACAAGGAAGUCUGUCGGAUCCUCAACGGGAGGAUCAUGAAUGUGGAGCACGCCCUCCUCUCGCCGUACGUGUCCCCCGUUGAGACUCCCUUCCGUCACCUCCUGCUGGGCCGGGGCCCCCACACUUUGGCGUCCAUCGCCGAGACCACCGACAUGGAGCAGCUCCACACGCAGCUGGCUCUGGCCACCUGGAACCUGCAGGGAUGUGCCAACGCCAUGGUGGGGAACAUCUGGGACCUCGACCAAGAGAUCUAAAGACAAGCUGGGGAGUUGUGUGUGUGUGUGCGUGUGUGUGUGUGUAAUUUGAGGUAAGCAGAGGGAGGAGCAACAAUAUCAGCACUUAAACAUGAGUUGUCAAUCAGAGGUUGAAGCCCCGCCCUUCUAUAAACAGGCCGAACCCCACAAAGAUCGAGGAGGAGAUGGAAAAGGAUAAAAUGCACUUGACUCCAAAGCAACUUAGCGAUUUGAAGAAAAAUGUUCGCUACUGACAAACCUGCCUCCUCCUCCACGUCCAAACAGGGCUGCGGCCUCUCGCCAUAACACUGGGAAACCUUAUUUAUACUUUUUUAUUUAUACUUUUAUUUAUCAGUGGCAGUGCCUACUAUAAAGUUGUUGUGUCUUUUUAUACGACGUUAUCGGAAGCAGUGCCUUCCAUAAUUAUGACGGUUAUACCGUCUCAUCUUCCGGCAGCAUCUGCUACAAAGAAAUUUCUCGUUUUUGGCGUAUAUUACAGCUUGAAUAUGACAUUAAACAUUAAACUCUAUAUAUUUAAAACUCAUUAAAGGGGACGAAUGUGGGGUAGAAAAUAGUUAUACAGAAUGGUAAGGAUAUUUGUAAAAUAUCCAACAAAAUCAGAAAUUGUCACUUGAUUUAAUCAGCACUUAGUAGCAAAAUAGAUGAAUCUUGGGGGUGAAAAAGUUCAAUGGAGAAUGCACAAAAAGAAAUUAAACCCCAUUAUCUUUUGGAACAAAAACUGAUCUGAUUGGUUCCAUGAUUUGCAAGAAAGCCAUUUAAGUUGCAGUGUCUCAUGAUGAAAACACAACUCCCAUGAUGAGAGCACGUUAUCGGGAGCAGUGCCUCCCAUGAUGAGAGCACGUCAUCGGGAGCCGUGUCUCCCAUGAUGAGAGCACGUUAUCGGGAGCAGUGUCUUCCAUGAUGAGAGCACGUCAUCGGGAGCAGUGUCUUCCAUAAUCCAAACCCAUUAUCGGGAGCAGUGCCUCCCAUGAUGCAAAGCAGUGAUGGUAGUUUUUGCCUACCAGUGUGUGUGCGUUUUCUUUUGUGUGUGUGUGUGUGUGUAUUUAUCGGGAGCAGUGUCUUCCAUAUUUCACUUGGAAGAGUGGAACAACUUAUCGGGGACAGUGUUUCCCAGAGUUUUAUACUUGACAUUUUUCGUUGUCAUUUUUGCAUUAUGUGUGUGAGCUUAAUAUUAGUUUCAUUUUUUUUUCUUUUUCUUACGUUUCUGUUUUACGUUUCAACUUUUCGGUGACAGUUUGUUAGAUUUCAUUUUUGUUUGUGUCACAAACAUUAUACCCCACAUUAUGUGACAAGCAACAAGCCGCAUGUUGGUCACUAAAAAUCACUCCGCAAAUGCGUUCCCUCUUCACUGCAUGUUACUGUAUUGCGUUAAUGAAGUGUAGCUCAAAAGACUCGGCGUGUUACAAACUUUUCUCAAGAAUUAGGGUUCGACCAUUAUGUUUGUGUUGAUUUGUUGUUUUUAGUUACAAAAUGUUUUUGUACCCAAGCUGCUUUUGCGGUUUAUUUAUUUGAGCAUUUUGUUCCAACAAGUUUAACUGUUUUUCCCAGAACGAGAGUAAUUUAAAAAGAGAAGGAAAAUACAACCUAAAUUUGUUUUCGACCUGAACACAGUGAGUAAAUAUGUUUGAGGUUGAAUGUGGCAAAAAAAUAAGUGAGUAAAAUCCACUUUUAUUAAACAACUUGACACUCGAGACCCAAGCAAAAUUCAAUGGUUUUUCUUCUCCUGGUGUCACUUCUUUUGUGCUUCACGCUAUUAUCUCCGGCUUCUAUUGUCCUACAGGAAGUUACAAGAAUGAAAAGUUACUUAAUACCGAGAGGGGAAACUGAGGUUACGCAUUAGAUUUCCUGCUGACCGGGCAACUGUUUUUCAGAUCAUAUUUCUGUAAUCGCCAUCUUCAGUAGAAAAGUGUAAUAAAACCUUUUUGGCUCUGCA